Messenger RNA from Pestalotiopsis fici W106-1, 639 nucleotides. RefSeq lists its product as uncharacterized. The record is from RefSeq and is a predicted model, not a curated record. The coding region runs from base 1 to 639 and encodes 212 amino acids. Lineage: Eukaryota; Fungi; Ascomycota; Sordariomycetes; Amphisphaeriales; Sporocadaceae. Gene Ontology annotation, cellular component: nucleus. The transcript has 3 exons. Gene Ontology annotation, molecular function: protein N-terminal-serine acetyltransferase activity; histone H2A acetyltransferase activity; histone H4 acetyltransferase activity.
AUGGGUUCUUCUGCUGAUGCCUUGGACCCUAUAGAGGCGACAAAUCUAAAAAGCGAUGAACUUUUCAUUCGGGAACACUUGCAACCAAGCAAUGGCUGGACUGACUGGGCCCACCCCAAUAGACAAUCAACAUACUCAAUUUCACUAACUUGGGUUCAAAAUUUGAAGUUGGAAGAUCUUAAAGCAUGCUUUGCUCUCAUUGAAGAGACGAGCAAGCCGCACUACAAGGCUUCGUCCAAGGGUUGGAAACCGAGGAGUAAAAUGAGCGAGAUGAAAUCACCGGAGCUGAGAUACGUAAUCGUUAGGGAUGCCGAGGGCGAGAUUCGUGGAUUUACCUCACUCAUGCCUACAUAUGAAGAGUUUCAGCCGGUUAUUUAUUGCUACGAAAUUCAUCUAAAGCCAGAAUUGAGAGGGACUGGACUCGGAAAACAUCUCAUGGGCUUUCUCGAAAGAAUCGCCAGACAUACACCAACGGUAGAGAAGGUCAUGUUGACAUGCUUUGUGCAAAACUCUGACGCCUUUGAAUUUUACAAGAAGCUUGGCUUCGAAGUUGAUGAGAUAUCUCCAAAACCAAGAGUAUUCCGUGAUGGUAGGGAGGUUGGCUCCGACUAUGUUAUCAUGAGCAAAUCGGUCACAUGA